AUGCGUGGCACGAGUUGCAGAUUGAUUGAAGGGAAACCAAAAUGUGUAUCAUCGCUGAUUCGUCGGAGUCAAGAAGAUUCUAAUCCAUGCGCAACCAAUUCUUGUCCAGCUGGUUUGGAAUGCAAGGUGAUUGAGGUUCCAUGCAUUGAUGCACCUUGCCCUCCGAUAGGAGUGUGCGGCCCACCGUCUGGCAACAAUAAGUGUGGUACAAAUGAGACAUUCAAAGAAUGUGCUAGCCAAUGCGAGCCCACUUGCGCCAAUAAAUCGUCGAUUUGCAUUCAAAUGUGUGCACCGGGAAAAUGCCAAUGCAAGCCAGGUUUUUACCGUAACACUACCGGUCAAUGUGUGACUGGAGCUGAUUGUGGUAAAUAUAAUAAAUAG
Cylicostephanus goldi is the source of this 381-nucleotide messenger RNA. NCBI's taxonomy places the organism in Eukaryota, Metazoa, Nematoda, Chromadorea, Rhabditida, Strongylidae. The record is from the annotation of a GenBank genome assembly.